This is a messenger RNA of Protopterus annectens (West African lungfish), 930 nucleotides long. RefSeq names its product vomeronasal type-2 receptor 26-like. Gene Ontology annotation, cellular component: membrane. Gene Ontology annotation, biological process: G protein-coupled receptor signaling pathway. Bases 1 to 930 code for a protein of 309 amino acids. Lineage: Eukaryota; Metazoa; Chordata; Ceratodontiformes; Protopteridae. Gene Ontology annotation, molecular function: G protein-coupled receptor activity. The record is from RefSeq and is a predicted model, not a curated record. The transcript has a single exon.
AUGCUCUUUUUUGUCUCAUCAGAUGCUAGCUCCUGCCUGCCAUGCCCAAAUGACCAGUGGCCUAAUGAAAGCCGUCAGACCUGCAUCUCCAAAGCUGUAGAGUUUUUAUCUUUUGAAGAACCCUUGGGAGCUACCCUGACAUCUCUUAGCACCAUCUUUUCUGCUGCUGCCAUGUCUGUACUUUGUAUCUUCAUCAAGUAUCGUAACACACCUCUGGUGAAGGCCAAUAACCGCGAACUCAGUUACCUUCUCCUUUCAUCUUUGGUUUUGUGCUUCCUCUGUUCCUUGCUAUUUAUUGGGAAGCCAAAUCCAUGGAAUUGCUUGCUCCGGCAAUUUGCUUUUGGUGUCAUCUUCACUGUUUGUGUUUCUUGCAUACUUGCUAAAACUGUUACUGUGGUCAUUGCUUUCAAUGCUACAAAACCAGGGAGCAAAGCUACAAGGUGGGUGGGAACCAGGAUUCCAAAUGGAAUUUUCAUCUGUUGCACUGCAUUUCAAAUACUGCUGUGUUCUGUCUGGGUAUCUAUCUCCCCACCAUUCCCUGAGGAUAACAGGAAAACAGCAAAGCAGAAAAUUAUCAUUGAGUGCAAUGAGGGAUCAAAGACUGCCUUCUACUGCAUGCUGGGAUACCUGGGCCUUUUAGCAAGUGUGAGUCUAAUUGUUGCUUUCCUUGCAAGGACAUUGCCAGACAGUUUCAAUGAGGCAAAAUACAUCACAUUCAGCAUGUUUGUAUUUAUCAGUGUUUGGCUGUCCUUCAUUCCAGCUUAUCUCAGCACCAGGGGGAAGUACAUGGUUGCUGUGGAGAUUUUUGCUAUACUGUCUUCAAGUGCAGGUUUACUAAGUUGUAUAUUUUUGCCUAAGUGUUACAUCAUUCUAAUUAAACCUGAACAGAACACAAAGGAGCAUUUAACUGGGAGAGGAAAUUGUAUAUGA